Letharia columbiana is the source of this 4428-nucleotide messenger RNA. RefSeq lists its product as uncharacterized. The transcript has a single exon. Gene Ontology annotation, molecular function: ATP hydrolysis activity; protein binding; ATP-dependent chromatin remodeler activity. The coding region runs from base 1 to 4428 and encodes 1475 amino acids. The record is from RefSeq and is a predicted model, not a curated record. Gene Ontology annotation, cellular component: nucleus. NCBI's taxonomy places the organism in Eukaryota, Fungi, Ascomycota, Lecanoromycetes, Lecanorales, Parmeliaceae.
AUGUCAUUCAUACAACCGUCAAUCGAAGGACCGCCUUCGUCAAUCCAGGACCCGCGGGAUUGGACAGUCGAUCAGGUGAUAUUCGCCCUGACCGACCCUGAAAGCCGGCUGCUUACAGAAGAUGCGCGAUCGUCACUGCCAGAUGCCAGCAUCCUCGCCGAAAUCCUCCGCGAAAACGAUGUUACAGGGCUUGCCCUCCUCACAGAGGUCAAUACCUCUUCUCUACGAGAUGAUUUAGGGAUCAAGUCAAUGGGCCACAGGGCCACUAUCAAGCAUAUCAUCCAGGAGCUGCAAGAUAUGUCCCCGAAAUUUCAGGAGCAGCAGGCUCGGCGUUCUGCUAGGCUAUCGAGUGUGGGCUUGGGUUCACGAAUAGGAUCUCCAUAUCUUGCAACUCCAUCAUCCUUCGAGCCGCGAGCUGCCUCUAGGGCACUGGCAUUGACGACCUCCCCAUCCGCUUCGUCUGCGCAGGUGCAGAAUUACUCUGGGCCUGGUCAACCUCCAGCACAGCCUCGCGAUGACCUCAAGGAAGGGCCUGAGCUCCAAAGACUUGAUCGACCGAAUACAAUCACAUUCCGCUCCUUGGAAGAUAUGCAAGUUGGAGAAGGCUUGGGAAUCAACAUGACUGAAGGAAAAUUAUAUGAGGUCAAGCCUCAAGAGACCAGGAACAAUCCCGGCGUGAUAGCUUUGGUUCACGAGGAACCUUUGAGCAACGCGAAGAAUGCUUCUAACACAGAGCAAGCUGAACGACUUGGUCUUCAAGACGAGACUAUCUUCGUCGAUGACACAGGAAAGAAAAGGCGGCGUUUGGUCCUAGCCCAGCCUAGUGCCUCAGGACCAACACAGACCAUUGCACCGAAGUCGUCAACUUUCGAUGAACCACCCAGCUCCCCGGAGACUCUUCGAAAAGACACAAACGCAAAUACAUCCUUCGAGUCGAAUGUCUUAUCAAUUUCUGACUGUCCAAACUUUGAUGACGAGCUUUUACAGGAGUCCCGGAAGCCUCCCGUUCUUGUGGAGGCGGCCACGUCGAUGUCAGGUUCCGCACUGGACUCAGUAGACGCGGCGGCAGAGCCUGGAGCUGUAUUGAUCAAUGAUAAUGGACAAAAGCGAAUGAGACCCUUCCUGGUCCACGAAGCCGAUCUCGACUCUGAAGAUCGGCAAACCGUUAAGCCAAUUCUGAAGAAGGCGAAUGACACCGUCGGCUCGUCUGUACCAGAUUUGCGAGAGGUCGAACAUACAGAACACCUAUUGCAGCGGUCAUACGGGAAGAAAGCUAAGAGAAAGGCAGACCAGAUUUAUCUCGGAUUCGAGUCGAUGCCCAUUGACAAUUUGGUCUACGGCGAUGUCGCUCUGGGCAAGGAUUUGGGCAAAGAUCAGGCGGUGGGAACCUCGUCACAAUUAGUACCACCAGAUGAGCCUGAUGACUUCAACAUUGCUCCCAACAACGAUGUCGCUAAAGGCCAACGCCUAUACGUCAAUGCCCGUAUGAAAUACCUUCUUAGGGGCCAAAGAGUAUCACUGGAGCGAGACGGACGUGGCCAUGUUGGAGUUAUCCCUUACCCUGAUAGGAUUAGCAAGAAAAACUGCCCUCUGUCCAUCACCGUAUUUUCCCCGUCUUCCCAGGGUGUCAUAGCAUCAAGAGCGAAUCGUUCAAAGUGGACCAUAGACAAAGUCGUCCCCGACGCAACAGAGGUCCAUGGAAGGACAGGCAACGUGUUCAACGUUGCUGACCCGGCUCUUGCCCGAGAUGAGAGCGAAGAUCCCGAGUGGAAGGCCCUUGAGAAGUGGAACUUCAUGGAUGGGAAAGAUGAGGUUCUUCCUGUGUACGGUGAUUCGGAUUCUGAGGGAGAAUACGAUCUUGAGACAUGGCGUGAGAUGGAGAAAGAACGAGGGAAGAUCGCACGGCCACUAGGUCUGUCAAAAAGUGUAAAGCUGACAAGCGCGGAGAUUCAAGGCGCGAUCGAUGUUGCAGUGGAGCAGAUCGUCUGCGAGUGGACUCUCAAGAGGCUGCCAAAGCUUAAAUUCAAGCAAUGGCGUCUAUGGGCGAAAUCCAGACGAAAUCGAGAUUCACGAAACCAGAUUGAGUCGUUCACCCAUGAGUUCGAGAAGCUUGAAGCUCGUAUCGCUGGUCUUCGAAAGGAGAUUGCUCAAGAGGAAUGGUCAAAGUCCAGUCAAAUCAACAAACAAUGCAAAUCCAUGCAACACUCUAUCUUCGACCGUGAAGACUACAAAUGGAAGAUCGCCACAUUGCAAUUGCAGAAAGCGCCCGAGAAACUGCCGCCUGAAACAAGACAACCCAGGCGCGCCAAGAGCCUAGGGCCUGGGGAGAUACUCAAAGAUGGCGAAGAGAUACUUACGGCUGAUACCGAAACCCCAGACAGUUCAGAAGAUGACUUGGAGGACUUCAUCGUCGAAGACGACGCCGACGAAGACAUCUAUCAGCCUGUAGUUGUUGAUGAUGACCUAACGAUGGCCGAUGUCGAAGAUGGCAUUGACUCCGACACUUUGAUCGUCGAGGGGCCAAAGCCAAAGACACCAAUUAAGCGAACCGAGAAAUUCGGUCAGCCUGCACCUUCUCCGUCCAGUGUCAUCGACUUGACUCAGCAAUCAGAUCCUGUGGAACCAGAAAUCUCCGCUCCGAAGCACGAGCCUUCUUAUGCAAUCCAGACGCCGCCUCUGUACAGCAGCGAAAAUGACAGCGAGAUAUUCCAGCGCAGUCGCAGUAAGAAGCCUGUAUUUAGGAUGCCUCCUACGGUGCCCAAAUCUCCAACCAAGACCACGGAAAUCAUUUGCCUAGAAAGUGACUCCAACGACUCCGUGGGAUAUCGAAAUCUUGAUCCACCUAAUCGAUUUCCAGCAUUGGACGAUGUUGACAAAAUCAGGAAUAUGAAUGCUGCCGAGUUGGUGGAAAGGCAGGACAGAAAGCGACUACUGAAAUGGAUGGUGGCCCAUGCAUCAGUAUCCCAACGACAGUCUGCGUUUAGCUACUUAAAUCAAACGAGCAUGGAAGUCUCUCGCGCGAACGUGGUAUCAGGCCUUACAGAGCUUCGCAAUCACAAGCGACGCCUAAAAAACAUGGACAAGGAAGACUCAGACAGCAUCAUGCGGGUUGCCACAUGGCGUGUUUGCUGGACGAUACCUGUGAAGAUAACACCUGAAGGUCUUCAGACCCCCCAUAUCAUUGCAACUUUGGAGGACGACGGAUACGAGCUUUUCUACGACUUCUUGCUCGAAUGUUUGCAACAUUACCAGAUUGCUCCUGCUCUUCCCAAUCGUAUCAAGUCGAAAAAGAAGCGACUCCGGGUACUUCGAGAAGAAUCUGACGAAAGUCCACAAGAGAGCCCGUUUCGGAAGAGAAAGUACCUUGUGACAGAGAGUCAAGAAACCCUAGACAAACGACAAGCCGCUCAAGAAAGAAUGCGUGGCGACGAAGAGCGCCGUCGGCGAGAGGAACUGAAGUCCAGACUCUCCAAAAUGAGCUCUCAGGCGGGUGAUCCACUGGAAGUCAUCGUCAACCCCGGCAAACUUGAGGAUGAGGAAUUUGUCCGGCUUAACCCUGCCUUUGGAAAUGGAGCUCGCUUGAAACCACAUCAAAAGGAGGGCUUACAGUUCAUGUGGCGGGAAAUCACUGGCGAUCAUCAAAACCUACAAGGAUGUCUGCUUGCUCAUGCUCAGGGGCUUGGAAAGACCAUGCAGGUCAUCUCGCUGCUGGUCACCAUCGCAGAAGCAUCGAUUUCUGAAAACAAGGAUAUCCGUCAACAAAUCCCACUCGAGCUUCGCGAAAGCCGAACCCUCAUACUAUGCCCAGUCACAUUGGUAGAGAAUUGGUGGGACGAGCUUUUGAUAUGGCCUCCAUCAUCGUCCAAUUCUCUUGGCAAGCUUCGGAAAGUGAGCUCGGCAAUCGGACUCCCUAUACGCCUCAAUGAAAUCCUAGCCUGGAGUAGUGAAGGUGGUGUCUUGAUACUUGGAUAUCCUACUUUCACAGAAUUGAUCCAGAACAAAUCGCGGGCAAACAGACCACCUGCGCUUGACGAAUCCCAGCAUCAGAGGAUCAAGAAAGCUCUGCUAGAAGGCCCCAGUCUCGUCGUAGCCGAUGAAGCCCACAAUUUCAAGAAUCGAGCUUCAGAUAUCAAUCGAGCCAUCAAUCAGAUCAAGACUACGAGUCGGAUCGCACUCACGGGGACUCCAUUGGCUAAUCGUCUCGGAGAAUACUAUUCAAUGAUUGACUGGAUUGCGCCAGAUUACCUGGGAAAGCCCGCAGAGUUUCUUGCAACUUACGAAGAGCCCUAUCUACGCAGGACUGUACCGAGACAGUUCCGAUUCGCAGUACCGAGAGUCUCGGAAGAGGUUGAAAGCUUUGGAAUUGGAGCUGGAGCCGAAGGUCCAUCGAAGGGGAAACGCAGUUCUGCAUGCCGAGUUGAAGGGUAA